CCCCUGCAUUUCCUCCCUCCUGCAGCUGUGAUCACUGCUGUGGCCUUAGUCCUGGUCUGCCUCCUCCUCGUCAUGCUUCGCUACCUGUACCGGCACAAGGGCACAUACCACACCAAUGAGGCCAAGGGCACAGAGUUUGCUGAGAGCGCAGAUGCAGCCCUGCAGAGCGACCCCGCCCUCCAAGAUGCCAAUGACAACAGCAGGAAAGAGUACUUUAUCUGAAGGACAUCAGACCUCAUCUCCCUGAAUGUCUCCUCCAACUUCAGGAGAACAAAUGCAUCUACCACUUACCACCAUCACUGUUCCACAGGGCACCUGGCUCUUCCCAGGAUUCAUACCUAUGAACAUGUGGUGGCUCCCCAGGGAGGAAAGGGGGAGGACGCAGGCUGAGAGAGACCUCUCCCAGGGACGCAGGGACAUAGCAGCCACCCUAGUAGGCCAGCUUUUGCUGUGGCAGGAAGAGAGCAAAUCUGGACACACAGGUCUCCCUGGGAAAUUCAGGAUGUCAUCUUAUCAAUGUGAAAGUCCUUCAGGGUGUGAGUGUGGUAGAUGGGCCUGGGAGCUGGGGACCCAAAGAAGUGAGACAUCAAUACACUGACUGGAGAUAAUGGCAUCAAAUGUCAGUCCUUGACAUUUGGGUUGGGGGGAACAGCAGGUGCCAGAGCUAAAAGGCACCUUUGUCUCCCAUUGAUCCAGCUCAAAACAAUUGGAAAUAAAUUUGAAAUGUAAUCAAGCA
This is a messenger RNA of Marmota flaviventris (yellow-bellied marmot), 736 nucleotides long. The record is from RefSeq and is a predicted model, not a curated record. NCBI's taxonomy places the organism in Eukaryota, Metazoa, Chordata, Mammalia, Rodentia, Sciuridae.